AUGUUGAGAUACCUAGCUAGAAACGGGUCAGCUGGUCACAGGCUUGCUCGAAGGGGAUUCUUGGCCACUGUGCACAGCAGUUACUCCACAACUUCUGAAACAGCAAAGAAGCCAAAAACGUUUCACGACACUGCCGAUGCCAGUGAAGAAUCGCACACGGGUCAGUUUAUCGAAAAGGUUUCCAAACCAUACACUGUCACAACUUAUGCUCGACCAAAUCUUGUGUUAACCCAUGGUAAAGGCUCAUACAUUUACGAUUUAGAAAACCGAAAGUAUAUCGACUUCACUGCUGGAAUCGCCGUUACUUGUUUGGGCCAUUCCAAUGAAGGAGUUACUGAGAUAUUACAAGAUCAGUCUGAAAAAUUGAUUCACUGUUCCAAUUUGUACUACAAUCUACCAGCCGGUGAAUUGGCGAGUAAAUUGAUUCACAAGACAAAAGAGCACAAUGGGUUACAUGAUGCUUCAAAGGUGUUCUUGUGCAAUUCAGGAACUGAGGCGAAUGAAGCUGCAUUGAAGUUUGCUAGAAAGUAUGGGAAACUGAAAGGUGGAGAUUCAAAAGUGGAAUUUAUAACUUUUAGCAACUCCUUUCACGGAAGAUCCAUGGGUGCUUUGUCUGUCACGCCCAACCCUAAGUACCAAGCUCCUUUUGCUCCGUUGAUACCAGGGGUGCACGUUGCUGAGCCAAACAACAUUGAGAGCGUGAAAGAAUUGAUUUCUUCAGAAAAAACUUGUGGUGUUAUCAUUGAACCAAUACAGGGUGAGGGUGGAGUUAAUCUUGUUGAUGAAAACUUUUUGGUUGGGUUGAGAAAGUUGUGCAAUGAGCACGAUGCAUUGCUAAUUUAUGAUGAAAUACAGUGUGGCUUGGGUCGAUCCGGUAAGUUAUGGGCUCACUCGCAUUUGCCUCACGAAGCGCAUCCAGAUAUCGUGACCAUGGCGAAAGCUUUGGGCAAUGGGUUCCCUAUUGGUGCAACCAUGGUUACUGAAAAGGUUGAAAAUGUACUUUCGGUGGGUGAUCAUGGAACCACCUAUGGUGGAAAUCCACUUGGAGCUAGGAUCGGUUCAUAUGUUGUGGAUGAGAUCACAAAAGAGCCAUUCUUGCAAAAAGUGAAUGAAAAGUCGGAAAAGUUUGUCACCAAGUUUAAUCAAAUUGCCGACGCUCAUCCGGAAAAGAUACUAGAAGUUAAAGGUAAAGGUUUGUUGUUGGGAUUACAAUUUGCAGAUGGUGUUGAUAUUAAUAAAAUCGUGGAGAAAUGCAGAGAGAAUGGGUUAUUGAUUAUAACUGCUGGAAUGAACACUAUCAGGUUUGUGCCAGCACUCAAUAUUCCAGAUGAAGCUAUAGACGAUGGUCUUGCUAUUUUGGAACAUUGUAUAGAGCAAUAG
Molecule: messenger RNA, 1380 nt
Organism: Lodderomyces theae
Lineage: Eukaryota; Fungi; Ascomycota; Pichiomycetes; Serinales; Debaryomycetaceae
Gene: ARG8
Product: acetylornithine transaminase
Exons: 1
Coding region: 1-1380 (459 amino acids)
Biological process (GO): arginine metabolic process
Cellular component (GO): mitochondrial matrix
Molecular function (GO): pyridoxal phosphate binding; transaminase activity; identical protein binding
Source: RefSeq, a predicted model, not a curated record